Pteropus alecto (black flying fox) is the source of this 3214-nucleotide messenger RNA. RefSeq names its product tumor protein p53 inducible protein 11 (gene TP53I11). The transcript is spliced from 8 exons. The record is from RefSeq and is a predicted model, not a curated record. Lineage: Eukaryota; Metazoa; Chordata; Mammalia; Chiroptera; Pteropodidae. The coding region runs from base 313 to 882 and encodes 189 amino acids.
GCGCGGCACUGAGAGGAGGGACCAGCGCGGGCUGCCAGACUCGGGCAAACCCCGGCCGCUCUGGGUGCUGCGCGCAGCCCAGCCCGGCCCUACCCUGCCCUGCCCGGCGCCGGCGGCGCGAUGUGAGCGCCCGAGGGUCCGAGGUCCCCCUACACGCCAGCUCUGCGCAGCCGGCGCCAGCAUGCGCUAGGAACGUUUUGUGCUGACUGGAGAGGCAAAGGACAGGCACUCAACUCAUCUCUGCAUCUCCAUUGCCCAGCACAGUGCCUGGCACACAGUAGCCCUUCCACAGAGGCCGGGCGCCAGCACAAGAUGGCAGCCAAGCAGCCCCCGCCUCUCAUGAAGAAGCACAGCCAGACGGACCUCGUGAGCCGCCUGAAGACCCGCAAGAUCCUCGGCGUGGGCGGGGAGGACGACGAUGGGGAGGUGCACCGCUCCAAGAUCAGCCAGGUCUUGGGCAAUGAAAUCAAGUUUGCUGUCCGGGAGCCUCUGGGGCUGAGGGUCUGGCAGUUUGUUUCUGCUGUGCUCUUCUCCGGCAUUGCCAUCAUGGCCCUUGCCUUCCCUGACCAGCUCUAUGAUGCAGUCUUUGAUGGAGCCCAGGUGACAAGCAAGACCCCCAUCCGCCUGUAUGGUGGUGCCCUCCUCAGCAUCUCCCUGAUCAUGUGGAAUGCUCUCUACACUGCUGAGAAGGUCAUCAUUCGAUGGACCCUGCUCACGGAAGCCUGCUACUUCGGGGUGCAGUUCAUGGUGGUCACUGCCACACUAGCCGAGACGGGCCUCAUGUCCUUGGGGAUCCUGCUGCUCCUGGCCAGCCGCCUCCUUUUUGUUGCCAUCAGCGUUUACUACUAUUACCAAGUCGGCCGAAAACCCAAGAAAGUCUAGCAGCCCGCCCGGCCGGGGGCCACUCUGGGGCGGGGAGGCCCUGGGCCUCGGUUUCCCUUCGGUUCACGGAAGGCAGGAAGGACCCUGCCCUGCCCCGGGCAGGCAGGGGCGGCCACCUUCUUUCCUCCCGGGCACUGUCCGAAUGCUGUGAUCUUCUGGGCUUUCAGGUUUGGGGAAGGAUGGGGGCCUCUGCACCCCUAUUCUUCACCCUACAUAGUGACACCUCCUUUUCUUGGGCCUCUUGGCCUCUGGAUCCCCUGGACAGACGCUGACUGAAGAGCCUGCAUCAUGGGGUAUUGGGCUGGGGCGAGGCUCCUGCCCCUCCUGCUGGGAGGCCCUGCUUUCUUUUGAGAGAGGCUGUGGGCCGCCUUGUCCUCCCCCUUCACCCCCAGCCAAUCUAGUGCCCAAGCAGCUGAACUUGGCUUCUGUCUAUGCCUGGAAGAUCUGAGGAUUUGACCCUGUGCCCCUACUCCUUACUGUGGGCCCUCUCCACAUGUGGGGGCUCCCUCCACCCCCAAACACGCACACCUGCCCUCCCCACAGUCUAGCUGCAGCCAGCAGGUGGGGGUGGCUGUCUUUGAGCUGGCAUUUCCCUUCCAGCCUUCCUGUGGGGUGGGCCACAUGACGCCGUGCCCUGUCCUUGCCACCACGGGCUCUCCCAGGGCCUCGCCUGAGGCUGCUCUGCCUACACCCCAGCUCCUGGAGGCCCCUACGAGCUCCCUUCCCCCAACUGGCCUGGUUCCAGAGCCUGCCAGCGGCCUCGCACAGGCUGGCCCUGACAGAUGGACGCACAGAUAACCCCAGGUGGAGGCUACCUGUGAGUGAUGGGGUUGGGAGAUGAAGAAAGGCAGCGGCAUCUCCUCGUCCUUUGGCUUGUUCCCGGAUUCUGAUGUUCACCUGGCUUAGCUCCCUCACUCACCCUUCCCACCCCCGCCCAGGGUGCUGCCCUCUGGACCUCCAGCCUGGGCUGCCCCCGAGGCCUGGUGGGGCGGACCGAGUGCCCUUCAAAGUCAGCAAAGGAAAUAAAUAGAAAUAUUUUAGCAGGCUACUUCCUCUUACGCCCCUUUGCCCCCAGUUGCCCUGGAGAAGGCCGACAACUGGCUCCCUCAGAGCCUAAGCCCCCCGGCAGGCCCAUCAGCCUGCGUGUCCCCCAAUAGUUCCAACACACUUCUUCCGUCUAGGACACAAGUGUGCACCCCAGCAGCCCUAGCCCCAGUCUCGCUUCCUGCUUUGCAGUAGAGUGUGUUUAGGGGGCGGGAUGGUCCAUAGGUGCAGCCCAGCUCCGGGCACUACCAGAUGGGUCUGUAUCUGGGAAGCCUAUCUUGCCUACGCUGGGCCUCACACUACCCUCCCCUGUGCCCAGCUGUCCCUGUAGCCACUGCCUAGUGCCUGGAAGAGCAGUGGCACUACCGUUGAUAUACAGCUGAGAGAGGCCCAGGCUAUGCUGCUGGUGACCGUGGCUGACCCGAAGGGAGCCGAGACACUAAGGAAGGGCCUGCUCUGCCUUGGCACCCAUCUCUCGUCAUUGACGUUUGUGCCUGUCCCCAGGGAGAGCCCCAGCAGGCUGGGAGCCCACCACUGCCUUGGGAGGUGGUGUUGGUGACUGGUGGGCAGUGCCACCAGGCCAAGGCCACACCCUCCAUCUGACCCUCUCCUUUUAAGGCCUGGCUGAUCCUCCGAUGAGUGCUGGGUGGUUUGUCCUAAUAACCGCUAGGCAUGGCUGGUAGGUCCCUCCAAAGGCGGGGAAGCGGGGCCAGGCUCUGUGUUGGGCAUCCACCUCGGCUAAGCUGGCCAGGCUCCCUCCCGCUCAGCUCGGGGGUGGGUGGGGUGGGGGAAGCGCGGGCUCGUCCCACAGGGCAUAGUGAGUACCCACUGGGAUGGCGCCAUCCGGGCUCCGGCACAGAGCAGUGUCCGGGAAAUUCUGUGCUGCUUGGUUAAACACUGCUCUGAGGCUUGGAGGGAGGGGGUCUGGCAGACAGACAGGCAGACAGACAUACGGCCUGGGUGGGGGUGGGGUGGGGCUAGGUACAGGGAGACAAAGCAGAGUCCUGGUUGGGGAGGAGGCAGGGACGAAGUGGACAGGGCCAAAGGAACCCUCAGAUCUAGUGAAGAAGGCCUGGUAUGGGCCCAGCUCUUCUAAACGUUUGGGAAGACCCAGAACGCCUCUCCCCAGUUCCCCCAGAUCCCCUCUGCCACCAGAACCCAGUGCACCCUCUUGCCCUAGCCCACCCCCCACCCCCCAAUCAAGACCACCUUUCUUCACGGUCACUAUUUAUUCUUCGUUCCUUUUUCUUUUUUGUAAGAAACAGUCACAAAAACCAGUGCAAAACCA